AUGAGGCCGAAGGAUGACACACCUCACCCGUGUACUGGCCGCACCCUACGUGCACCACCCUCCACAGAUAUCAUGACCCAGAUCGCUCAUUGCGACCCAAUACCAGAGGAAAUGCAGAAUCCGGAGGUCACGCCGACUGCCAACAUCGUCCUUACGCCGACACCAGCAGAAGGGUUCCCUAAGACCUACGGGAAUAUCCCGUACUUCUUCUUCGAGAAUCUCGUGGCUGACCUCUUCAACACAUGGUGUGCCAAUGACAUUACGCAUGUCGCUAUCAUGCCCAUAGGUGCAAGUGCAAAUGACAGAGUUCUACAGCCCUAUCUAACAUCCAAGAUCUGUAUGACCCUACAAUGUCUCCACAACAUCCGUGAAAUCAUACUGGCCAACCCGCGUGCAACCCAGAUGAGCAAUAUUAUGAACCAAGUGCCCUUUGCCUUCAUUGCCAUCAACAUCACGGAAGAGCAGAAGAACGAGAUCCUAGCCCAAUAUGCUACUCCACUCCGGAGGUAUCCUUUAUCGCGCUCGACAUCAUGUGGAAGCUACCACAGUACAUAUGCACCUUCACCAGUUUCUUCAACCACUCCUUUGACGAUAUCCCAGCCCGGAUCUACAAAUGCAUCAUGA
Sparassis crispa is the source of this 624-nucleotide messenger RNA. RefSeq lists its product as hypothetical. The transcript has a single exon. The record is from RefSeq and is a predicted model, not a curated record. Lineage: Eukaryota; Fungi; Basidiomycota; Agaricomycetes; Polyporales; Sparassidaceae. Bases 1 to 624 code for a protein of 207 amino acids.